UUCUAUUCCUGAACCCUCACGUACACGUUCCAGCGCCGACUUAUAAGGCCCUCCACCCACCAAGGAGGACGAGAACCCGCCGUCCUUCUGCGCCCAGGCUCCCACGACCUGCGCCUGCCGUCGAUCGCCUGCUUCCCCACCCGCACCGAACCUCCGUAGCGUAGAUCUCCGUCGCGCUUCCCCCACGCACGUCUUCCCCUUCUCAGGCUCUUCUCUGUCUCCCCCCUCAUGCCCUCCUCUGCGCGCAAGAACACGAGUGCCCUUCAGCGCGGGUCCGCCUGCCUCUGCUGUCGGAAGCGCAAGCUAAAAUGCGAUGGCACCCGCCCCGUCUGCCGGCAAUGCAUCAAGAUGAACCGCGCCGACGAGUGCGAGUUCGACGACAGGAAGCAGAAAAGCCGCACGCAGAAGCUGCGCGAAAAGCUCGCCAUGCUCGAGAAGAAGGUCCGCGAACUAGAGGCCGACACCCACGGAGAAUCGUCCACGAGCAGCGGUUCAUCGAGCGGCUCCUCCCCCCAUGCAUGCGCCUCGCCUGACACCGAUGCCAUCGCUGAUGCACUCUUUACGGGAGAGCCCACGGGCGCAUAUGAUCUUGCCGCGCUCGAUGGGAUGGUCUUCCCGGGACUGGUCGACCUUGAAGCGCAUCCUGACUUGGCCAUCAGCGAUCAGACCAUCGACCUCGUGAACAGCGUUCUUUCCGACCCCGUGCGACUCAAUCCGCCGCUGGGUGGUGCGGACGACGCGACCGGCCCCAGCAGCUCCUCCGCCCCAGCAUGGGACCAGGACGAGGUCCUGCCGGACGCCAACCGCCAGGUCCUCCUCGAAGUAUUUUUAGCGCAUCGGCACCAGUGCUGGUUCGACGGCGACAUCUCGCGCUUCCAUCACGCCUCGCACGACCGCCCGCCCCAUCCUGCGCUGUGGAACGCGGUGUACCUUCUCGGGUGCCACUACGCACAGUCGCCGUACUUCUCCGAGAGCGAGCCCGCGUUCUUCUCCCGCGCGCUGCGCGAGAUCACAGUCGCGCUGGAUCACUCCGAUCGGCUCGUGGACGUCGUGCAGGCGUCGUGCUUGCUUGCCGUCUACCUCUACGCGAACGCACGCGCCCUGGAGGGAUACUGCCACUCCUUCUCCGCGGCGCGCCUCGCGGUUGGCCUUGGGCUGCAUCAGCUCCCCGCAUACGGCGACACCGGCCUCAUAGACGAUGCAGAGCAGAUCUCGCCGAUACAGAUCCCGCCGCCACGGGACGCAGAUGAGCAUCGGGAUCGCGUCGCGGCAUUCUGGCAAGUCUUCAUGGUCGAUCGAUGUUGGUCUGUCACGAACGGCCUCCCUGUCGCACUUCCAGACGGCGAGAGCGACCAGAUUCGCAUCAAAACACCGUGGCCAAAGGCUCCGGGCGAAAACUCCCCAGUGGACUGGCUGGGUGCCGGCCCGAUCAAUACCUUGUUUCUGGAUGACGGCACUUUCGACGAGCCGACGGCGCACAUUCCUGCACUCAGAGCAAAGUCAGCUGCUUUGUAUGAACGUGCAGCACGUUUGGCUUCUAAUGAUUCAGGACCCCAACAUGGCGACUCGUGGCUGGAAAGCCAAGUCGUCGCCAAUGCCGUCCAGCGCUUCAUCACCAUCCUUCCGCCGUUCUCAAGCUACGAAGCGUGGCCGCCAAACCCGCCCUACGUGGACGUCGAGCUGCUCGUCGUGCACAGCAUGGCGCAGGUCGCGUGCAUACACGCGCACAAGGACAUCUUCGCCAUGGAGUCCUUCCUCGCAUCGAACUCCGUCAUGGCGUUCAUUCGCCAGCUCGCCGAAUCCGACUACGAAUUUUUGAACCCGGUCAUCAGCUCUUGCUGGGGUGCGGUCGCGCGGUUCUACAUACGCAUCCUGGGCGCCAUGCACUCGAUGGUCCCGGCGUCGAUGCCGCCAUACACCAUCGAGGGCAUCCAUCAAGAAGUCAGUGUCAUCAUACACUCGCUGCAGAGGCUCGGCGCCUACGUCCCCCUCGCAAGUAAGUUCCUGCGCGCGGUUCUUUAUGGCUCUUGCGCUGUCUGUUCGGCUCUUGCUGAUGGAUCUUCAUAGGCGAAUACUGUAAACGAAUAACCGACGAGUGGUCGGCGCUCGCCAUCUUAUGAUUUUCUCUUAUAAUUCAGAACGAUAUAUGGGUAUAUUGUUACAUUUCCUCGGAAUAUCAUGGUAUGCUAGAAGUAAUAGAUAGUCCUACUGCACAAAGGAGAACAUCAAACGCCGACCGCGAGCUCGAGCUGGCAAUCAAACUUAGAUUCGAC
Molecule: messenger RNA, 2273 nt
Organism: Schizophyllum commune H4-8
Lineage: Eukaryota; Fungi; Basidiomycota; Agaricomycetes; Agaricales; Schizophyllaceae
Exons: 8
Coding region: 229-2067 (612 amino acids)
Biological process (GO): regulation of DNA-templated transcription; DNA-templated transcription
Cellular component (GO): nucleus
Molecular function (GO): DNA binding; zinc ion binding; DNA-binding transcription factor activity, RNA polymerase II-specific
Source: RefSeq, a predicted model, not a curated record